This is a messenger RNA of Colletotrichum spaethianum, 1602 nucleotides long. Its product is annotated as aspartic-type endopeptidase ctsD. The record is from RefSeq and is a predicted model, not a curated record. Gene Ontology annotation, biological process: proteolysis. The transcript is spliced from 3 exons. The coding region runs from base 1 to 1602 and encodes 533 amino acids. Lineage: Eukaryota; Fungi; Ascomycota; Sordariomycetes; Glomerellales; Glomerellaceae. Gene Ontology annotation, molecular function: aspartic-type endopeptidase activity.
AUGCGUUCCACUAUCUUGGUCCACCUUUCGCUGCUCAUCACGUCCACUCACGCCUUCUUUCCCUGGCCUAGUCCGGAGUGCCUGGCAACGGGUGAUUGCAUUUUGCCGACGAAGAGGCACUUGAAGGAUCAAGAUGCGCUCGGAUCUGAUGCUGUAGAUGCCGUCAAGGCUAUCAAGGUCCCAGCCUUGCAAAUUGGCGCCCAGACCACGACCAAGGAGUCCGGCCCUGAACGAGUGGUCCGCGAAGUUCGACGACUCACCCGCAAGUAUGCGAGGUUCCAAUCCGCCGCCGUCCGCGAGGAGGCAAUGAAGUCUAAGAGACAGAGUCAGUACCGUAUUGUAACGGCUGCUGAUACCACCCUCAAGAACGCGGCCGGCGUGGCCCAGGAUGGCACCGACUUCUCCUACUUUGCCCAGGUCAAACUGGGUAACAACGAGAAGCCCAUGUGGAUGCUUAUGGACACCGGGGCCGGUACUAGCUGGGUGAUGGGUUCGUCUUGCAAAUCGACAGCAUGUGAAAAGCACAGCUCGUUUGGCCCCACCGACUCGAGCACGUACAGGCCCAAGGGCGAAGCCUUUUCGGUUGCCUACGGAUCCGGCUCAGUCAAGGGCGAAAAAGUUACUGACACCGUAUCUUUUGCGGGAAUGAAGUUCGACUUCCUGUUUGGUGUUGCCAAUGAGACCUCGGACGACUUCAAUCACUUUCCCUUUGACGGCAUUCUGGGACUUUCAAUGGCAGGUGGCGAGACGGAGAACUUUAUGCAAGUUGUCAAGAACUCCGCACAACUUCCCGCCAAUAUCUUCUGCGUGUACCUGAAUAGGGCAGCAGACGGACCCAACACGAGCGAGAUCAGUUUCGGGGUGUGCAACCCUAAAAAGUACACUGGCGACAUCACCUACACUGGAGUUGGCAACGACCUCGGCGAUUGGGCGAUUCCUUUGGACGGCAUUGCCUAUGAUGGUCUCAAGUCUGGCGCGGCAGGCAAGCUUGCUUACAUCGAUACCGGUACCUCAUAUGUCUUUGGUCCCAAGGACGAUGUUGCUGCGUUUCACAAAAACAUUCCUGGAUCUACUGCGGACGAGGCGGGCACAACCUACAAGGUACCGUGCAACAGUAACAAGGAUGUAACAUUCAGCUUUUCCAACGUCAGCUAUGUUAUUUCUGCCAAGGAUUGGAGAGGCAGCCCUGGUACCGAUGGCACUUGCACAAGCAACAUCUACGGCCAUGAGGUCGUGGCUGGAGCUUGGCUCUUGGGAGAUGUCUUUCUCAAGAACGUUUAUGCCGUCUUCGAUAAGGACCAGAAGCGUAUAGGAUUCGCGAAGAGGAUCGACCCACCGCCAGUGACGACCACUUUAGCCAUCGCCUCUACGGCCACACCACCAGUGGUUAACAACCCUGACCAUACGGACGUUGGGACUGCUGUGGAGACGUCCGGGCCCGCACUUGGAUUGGGUGGUCAUGAGACUGCCACGGCGGAGACUGCUGCUGCGCAAACCUCGCCGGUAAAGCAGUCGAGCGCGGUAUCGUCCGACGCUCUCAUCAAGGUCAAGGCGGCCGCUGCCGCGGUCUUGUGCCUUGUAGCCGUGCUGGGAUCCUACUAA